This is a messenger RNA of Pecten maximus, 6299 nucleotides long. Its product is annotated as urea-proton symporter DUR3-like. Lineage: Eukaryota; Metazoa; Mollusca; Bivalvia; Pectinida; Pectinidae. The coding region runs from base 1 to 2370 and encodes 789 amino acids. Gene Ontology annotation, molecular function: urea transmembrane transporter activity. Gene Ontology annotation, cellular component: plasma membrane. The record is from RefSeq and is a predicted model, not a curated record. The transcript has 7 exons. Gene Ontology annotation, biological process: urea transmembrane transport.
AUGGCUUCACCGGUUAUAAUAUGUGUUUUCGGAGUGGUCUUGUGUUUGCUUGGUUCGGCAGAAGCAGCAACCAACGACUCGGAAUGUCCUAUAAUUUUGGCGGCUCCAACGGGGACCACAGGACCCAAGGCGGUAUUGGAGAAGCACGAGUCUGCCCUACUCAUGUUGCUUGGGUUUGGAGGGUUCUCCAUCAUACUAGCAAUGUUACAUAACGCCGUACGUAAAUACAUCUUUCAUGACGAACACAACUUGGACACAACGUUUGACGCGGGUGGAAACGUCAGUAUGAGUUUGACGGCCGUCACGGUAGCGUCACAGCUGUUCUGGCCCGGAGAUAUCCUCCACAGCGCAACACUUACUACAAAGAAUGGAAUCGCCGGACCUUUCUGGUAUGCUGUUGGAAUCAUGAUCAACAUCUUCAUCUUCCCCAUCUUCUCAGUACAGUUUAAAACCCGGGCACCGGGAGCCAAGACCUAUCUACAGGUCAUCCAUGCUAGAUUUGGAAAAACUGCCCACAUCGUCUUCUGCUGUUUUGCCCUCCUAACAAACCUGGUCAUCAUGAUUGGCCUUUUAUUGGCUGGAAGAGCUACUAUCCAAUCACUGACCAAGUACGCGUCAGAUGAAUUCUGCUUGCUUGUCAUGGCAACCCUGUUUGGAUCCUACUCUUUGAUUGGUGGGAUAGGAACCACAUUCUACGUUUCCUAUUUCAACGCAUGUCUAGUGUUCACACUUUUAAUCGUGUUUGUUGUUAAAAUUCUUCACAGUGAGAGUGAAUUUGAGAAUAUCGGUGACGUCACUAAAAUGUAUAAAGUUAUAUCUUGUGUAAAAGGACCGAAAGAGAAUGCUGAGUAUAGUUUCCUUACUUUUCGGUCUGGAGUAGCGCUACUGUACGGCGUCAUUGAAGUGUUUGUAUCGUCUGCUGUGACAUACUGCGAUCAAGCGUCUUGGCAGAGCAGAAUCGCCGCCAAACCAGUACAAGGUGUGUGGGGUUUCCUUCUAGCCGGCUUUAUGUGGUUCUCCAUCCCCUCAACCAUGGCAACCACCACAGGCAUGGCCUAUAUUGCUCUCAGUGCUGAAAACGGCACACAUCUUCUCAACGCCGGUCAACUCGAUCAAGGUUUGGUGACGCCGUUGAUCGCUGAAAAGAUCCUUGGAUCUGCUGGCGGGAUUCUGAUCCUAACGAUGGGCGCCAUGGCUCUGAUGUCUACUGGAUCCGGGGAGGUGAUGGCUAUCUCCUCAAUCGUCGUAUACGACAUAUACCAGACCUACCUUAGGCCAUUCCGUAAAGGACUGAAGAGGACGCAUUGCGUGCUGUGUGGUCGAACCAAGAAGCAGACGAUAACAGCCACAUACGCUAACGACUCUGAGCGGGACCAGCUUUGUCAGUGUCGCAGCGUAAGUCGAUGUCACCAUUGCGUCGAGGACCUGCGCAGAGUGAACCGGAAGUCAACGUCGGGUAUACAACCCCCUUAUCAGUGCCCGAUCCAUGGUCGGUACCGCCAGUAUCAGGACUACCUAAUAGAGUUUAAGAACUGGUGUAUUAUUUGGGUGACUAUUUCAAUCAUACCUCUUGGACUUAUCAUAUUUGAAACCGGUAUAGAUCUCAACUGGAUAUUCUACUCGGGCGCCAUCCUCACUAUCCCAUGUUUCCCGCCCGUCAUGCUGUCUAUCCUAUGGGUUAAAGCGACUUCCAAAGGACUGGUUUCAGGAGGACUGGCUGGUCUCGUCCUGGGUGUGACGGCCACGCUGGCGGUCGCGUCUAUGUACGAGGGCGGACUCAACAACUUCCUUCUCAACACCGUACAAGACUAUACCAUUUUAGCUGGCACCUGUUGUAGCUUUGGAGCUAGUUUGAUUUGCUGCAUAGUCGUGUCUAUAUUCACCAAUCAAAUUAAAUCCAGUUCCGACGAGGAUGUGGAGUGGCAGAAGUUAUAUGACAUCGACAACCCUCUGAAUCCGUGGGAACUCAACUACCGAGAGGAGCUCAAAGGGCUCCACUACGACACCAAGCCCACGUUCGAACAAAUGUCGUCUACUUUUCGCAAGGCCAAGAUGACAGCGUAUAUAGGAGGGACGUGCAGCAUCGCUAUCGUCGCGUUUAUUAUACCUGGCAUCAUGGCAAGUUUCCCGAUGAUGGACGAGGCUCAGUUUGUGGUGUGGGUUGGGUUUACGCAGGCCUGGGCUGUCAUCAUGGCUCUUGUCGUCAUUAUUGCGCCGCCGGCAGAGGAGAUAACUCGUAUAGUGAAGCAGUACCGGGUGAACCAGGAGCGACAGAAGGACUACACAAACGGUUGUCUGGAAGAACAACCUAUGAGCGAGAUCACUGAUAAGACUCUGUUAGACGGGACCACGCCCGUAGCUAAGUUAUAAGAUUGUUCGCUAGUGCUAUAUGAGUAUGUGCUUACCAAUGAACAAGGGCACGAGCAAUAGUUCGCUAGACAUCGGCAUUGAAGAAAAUACAUUUCAUGCAAACAUCGAAUAAUGAUCAAUUAAAAAUCGGUUUAAUCUAUGUCGAAAUCUAGUCAAAAGCAACUGUUCACGACGAUAGCGUUUCUUCUACUCCGUAAUCACCUAUGCGUUAUCUGGAAAUCACUCUUUAUCUACGGUUAAAUAUCGUGGGAUUAUCAUGUAAGGAAAGCCAACGGACAUAUGUUGUUGUUAGUUAAGGGGAUGUAUUGGAAAUGAUUAUUAUGAAGACUAGACAUUAUUUUAUAAUAUGAACGUUGCUGUUAUGUCACUAUAAUAACAAGUGAAAAAAACACCUAAAUAUGACGCUCUUGUUCUAUAAACAAAAUAUGAACUGGAAUCCGUAUUUCUAAUAUGAUAAUAUUGAACGGUAUGACCAUUUCAGAUUAUAUUUUUAAACUGUUUUGAAAACGGCUUAGCGCCGCCAUUUUGAUAUUACUUCCAUCCUCUAGACUUUUGUCUCAAAUGGUUUCCUUCAGCAUCUAUCGUGACAUAAUGCCUUUCCAGUCCCUACAGCUCGUAUGACUCCGUACAUCAACAGAUUAUGCGUUUAAAGUAGUCAUGCUGUCUACUAUCCAAAUGUGAAUAAAAAUGACGUCACUCAGGACGUCUAUCAUCGCUAUUAAAUAGGGGAAAUGUGUAUACAUUUGUAAGGUAUGCUGUCCACUAAAAUGUGUUUUUUUUAAAUUAAUCAUCAUUUCAAUUUUUAUUUUGUUGUUUUUUCUUGUGUUUAAAUGUGUCAUUGAAGUUAACCCCUUCAUCUGUAUCGACUUCAUCAGUACUUAACCUGGUAAUUAUUUGUUAUCAUUUCUAAGUUUAGUUUUCGUUUGUUUGUUUUUUUUUUUUUUUAUUUAAUUUUAAAUCUGUGAGCCACAGGCUUUAUCCUUUCCGCUUUAUUGACUAAUUGUUGAUCAUAUUUCCCUUCUGCAGCAUUUGUUACCACAGUCCACUGCACAAAAACAUCCCUUUCAUGGUCAUGAUUGACCAUGAAAGAGGAUUUACUACAUAUUUCUCAACUCGAACAAAUAAAAAGCGAGUGAAAAAAACUUACUUUGUCAGACCCAAUACCCCACCUCUUCAUUGUAUUAUUUUUUAUUUUUUUUUUUUUUUAUUUUGUAAUAUUGACCUGUACGGGUAUUUCUUAGUACCAGGGACCCUUGGCUUAAUAUUAACAACACAGUCUGUCAUUUGGCAUCCUAAUGGACACAAGGAUAUAUCCAUAUGGGGGGAAUUUCUUGACCUACAGUAGUGAGGUAUGGUGAUCCAUCAAAGAUUUUUGAUAUACAAUUAUAAAACAAACAAAAAACGGAUUGAUAAAAAGCCAUCGCCUUCUUAAAAAAGUAGACGUUCAAUAUAUCAUUCUCAAUGUAAGGGACUGUCACCAUGUUGCCCCCUCCCUAUAAGGGAUUUUCACUAUGGUGUCAAAAAAAUCAAUAUAUCAUUCUUAAUCUUUUAAUCUAAAUGAUUGUCACCAUGGUCUCCUCUCCUCACCUUUUCCUUCCCAAACUGAAAGGUUGUCAAAAUGUUGUUCCUAACGUUCCCUCUCUGUAAAAUUGUUGUGAUGUAAGCUGUUGGUGAUUUCCAUUGACUUCUGAAGGCAUCAGUAGAUUGCUGCCCAGCUGUAAAAGAGAUUGAUAGUAAAGUAGAUGAUAAAGUGAUAGUUAUUUGGGGAAGUUACAAUUUUGCAUUUGUAUAUAAACACUAGUUCAAUGUCAUUCGUGGUAAUGAUAUGAAUAGCGCUUCAUUAACAUUAUUUUUACAUGACUUGGUAUCCGGAACAUUUACUGGCCACAAUGGAUAAAGUAAACUACCUCAACUCCAUUGGUAGCACCAUUUUCAACAUACAUUAUAGCAUGUAUGUGUGUUAGAAGUACUAGGAUUAUGAUCUCGAUUAGUUAUCUCACCAUGGAUUGCAAAGAUCGUCCGUGAAGCCAACCCCUCAAAUUUCGAGGAUGCCAUUUAUGAGGAUACGACAUGGAGCUAACUAAUUCAUCUCUGUUGUACAGGGAUAUGAAUAUUGUAUUCGAACGGCAAUAUUAUUAUUUGACUUGUAAAUUGUUCCACUAUGAUGUCAUUGUUUGAUUGUGUACUUAUACUUUCAAUGUUAUGUCGUAUAUCAUUCAGUCAUGUCUAUAAGAGCACUGUAAAAACACUUAUAACUCAAUUUGUUCUGCAAUUAAGCCUACCAAUAUUGUUAAGAUGGAUAUAUAAACACAUCCUUGUGAUUCCUUGAUGAUUAAAUCAGUCUCCGUCUGUGUUUCUGGAUGAUGCUCAGCCAGGACUGACCAAGCGUCACACAUUCUCUGUUACUUGGGUACGUUUGAGAGUGUCUUGUGUCCAUUAUGACAAUGUGAGCAUACUACUUUGUAUUAUGUAACCGAUAAAGACAAUUAACUAUACACUUUAAUAAUUAACUUUCGGUAUAAGAAAUGCCCUUAAUCGAUAGGAAUAUAUAAUGACGUCACCUUGAAUUAUGUCUUGUUCAUUACAUCACUAGUCACACGUCAGAGCGUAUUAUCGGCAUAGUGAAAUAUUUCCUCGAGUAACUGUAUACCGACAUCAAGGUGUAUAACUGUGUACCGAUAUCAUAGCUAUGUCACCAGUCACACAUCAAGGUGUAUAACUGUGUACCGAUAUCAUAGAUAUGUCACAAGUCACACAUCAAGGUGUAUAACUCUGUACCGAUAUCAUAGUUAUGUCACCAAUCACACAUCAAGGUGUAUAACUCUGUACCGAUAUCAUAGCUAUGUCACCAGUCACACAUCAAGGUGUAUAACUGUGUACCGAUACCAUAGUUAUGUCACCAGUCACACAUCAAGGUGUAUAACUGUGUACCGAUAUCAUAGCUAUGUCACCAGUCACACAUCAAGGUGUAUAACUGUGUACCGAUACCAUAGUUAUGUCACCAGUCACACAUCAAGGUGUAUAACUGUGUACCAAUACCAUAGCUAUGUCACCAGUCACACAUCAAGGUGUAUAACUGUGUACCGAUAUCAUAGUUAUGUCACCAGUCACACAUCAAGGUGUGUAACUGUGUACCCAUAUCAAAGUCAUGCCAACAGUCACAUAUCGCGACGUAUUAAUGUCGCAUAUUUUUUUAUAUUACGUUUUGAUGUGACGACAAAUUUUACAAAGUUUGAAUCUGUUACAAAGUUUGAAGUAAAAAUAUGUUAUAUUACAAAGUUUAAAGUAUAGACAAAUAAACCUUUAAGUAAACCUGUGGUUUAUUGAUAGUAUUGGAACAUUCAGCGUACAGGUGUAGAGCAACCUGGUUUUGAGAGUACCAGAGUACAGAGAUGUAAUAUAUUCUCUAUAAUCAGGUCUAUAACUUUUGAUUAAUCCAUAUCAAAUUUUGCCCCAAAUGCACGUGAUUCCCGCCUUUAUCUUGGUAUCCGACAUAUAUAUGGCGGAUGUCGUAAUCAUCACGUUCGUAUAUACCCACAUGAUGCAUUCAUUGUAUGUGAGGAUCCAUCAUCAACAUAAUCUGUGUGAAAUGUUACCCACUCAGCUGAUGAGUUGUAGACACACUUGUGUGGUACUAUCUGAUAUAUUGGAGGAUCGUUCCGAGGUACAGGUGUAUUUUCUCUGUUGUUUUGUGUCAGUAGCCUAGAAAUAGCCCGACUGGAAUAUACAUUUACCAGCACGGGCAUAAGAGGCCCCAUGGAUUUUGUAUCUCCGUAACAGUGUGUGUGAUGUAGACUAUAUAUAAUCAAGAAAUAUAUGUUGUGUAAGUAUCAAGUGUGCGUUAGUGCUUUGAUAGGAAAUGUAUUUCAAAACCGUCGCGUGGUGUUUGUAUAUUGGAAUAGAUUUAUUAAAUAAAAAUAAAAUCAUAA